AUGCCCUACCCUCCACCGCCGCCGCUGCCGCCGCCGCCGCCCUCCUCCUUCCCAACCACCAUCCCAUACCCGCCCACAACACCCCACCCAACGCCCCAACCGCCCGCCACACCACCCAGCACGCAGCACCACCUAUCGGACCCAGAAGCCCUGCCACCACCACCACCCCACGAAGCCGCCACCAGCCCCUAUCCGACAAACUCAACCACGACCACGACCACGACCACCGGCUACGACAACAACAACAACAACAACAGCGCCGACACCAAGCCAAGCGGUAGUCGUGGUCGUGGCUGCGCCAGCGACGGCGCCAGCUCCCCGCCGCUCUCACUCCCCCUCCCCGCCGGCCUGCCGUACACGUCCGAACAGCAACAACAGCAGCAACAAGCUCCAGCCUCGUCGACGCUGCGGGCAGACUGGCUGGCCGCGCGGGCGCCGGAGCACUAUCGCGGCUUUGGCGAGCGGCAGCGGGUAGGAGGGGGGGUUGUGUCGCCGCCGCCACCGCCGCCGCCGCUGGGGCAUCAUGAGGAGCCCGGGUGGUAUCGGGAGUGGGAGGGGCGGGAGAAGGAGAGGGAGAGGCGGCGGGUGUGCGGGUUGAGGCCGGGGGUGUUUUGGUGCGUGGUUUUGCUGCUGGUGUUGGUGCUGGGAGGGGCGGUGGGAGGGGGUGUUGGGGGAGGGUUGGCGGCGGCGGGGGCGGAGGAUGAGCAGAGUUCUACCGCGUCCACGCCCACCAUCGCGUCUUCCUCCACUACGACCCUCGGCGAUUCGGCUUCCCCGACGGCCUCGAAUCAAGACUCGAUCGGCUGUCCUUCGCGGACGGGCCAGUACUACACCACGACGAACGGCUCACUGACGUUCCUGCAGCUGUGCGGCAUCAACAUCUGUCCAGAGACGUGCGACAUCGUGUCGGCUAGCAAGCAGCGGCUGGACACCUUCGAGGAGUGCAUGGAUGCAUGUGCGGUUUACAACAGACAGAUCGGGACGCAGAAGUGUGUGGCGGUCGCCUGGGAUUACCAACAAGUGCGGCAGAGCUUCGACAUGCUGUGUUGGCUGAAGUUGAGUCAGGCUCCGUUUGCGCGGGAUGAUCCGCAAGACGGCUUAACGAUAGGGGCGGUGGUUGUGCAAAGCUGA
Messenger RNA from Diplodia corticola, 1131 nucleotides. RefSeq lists its product as uncharacterized. The coding region runs from base 1 to 1131 and encodes 376 amino acids. The transcript has 2 exons. Lineage: Eukaryota; Fungi; Ascomycota; Dothideomycetes; Botryosphaeriales; Botryosphaeriaceae. The record is from RefSeq and is a predicted model, not a curated record.